This is a messenger RNA of Aspergillus candidus, 1246 nucleotides long. Its product is annotated as enoyl-CoA hydratase/isomerase family protein. Gene Ontology annotation, biological process: fatty acid beta-oxidation. The record is from RefSeq and is a predicted model, not a curated record. The transcript has 5 exons. Lineage: Eukaryota; Fungi; Ascomycota; Eurotiomycetes; Eurotiales; Aspergillaceae. The coding region runs from base 281 to 1123 and encodes 280 amino acids. Gene Ontology annotation, cellular component: peroxisomal matrix.
CAUUCUUCCAUCACAAAAGUACCAAAGUACCAAGAAGAACCGUCUCCCUCGGCCACACCAAGUGUGGGGCCCUGUCAGCUUCCCCAGCCAGAUAUGUAGCAACGCGCCUCGGUUAUGGAGCUGGGCGGGGAUCACUUGCUAGCUUAACGCUCGAGUGUCCUUACCUCGCAGUAGACCGUUCUAAUACCAACCAACUACCUGCUUUCGUUCACUUUCAGGGAUAAACAAACCUUGUCACAUUCUACCGAUUUAUCUACCUAUCCCAUUAACCCCUGCAGCUAUGGCUUCGACGUACAAAAACAUCAGCUUUGAGAUCCGCGAUAAGAUCGGGAUUAUCAAGCUGAACAGACCGAAGCUGUUGAACUCCUGGGAUGAUGCUGUCGUCGCGGAUAUGGUCGGUGCCUUCAGGGAGCUUGAUGAGCACCCGCAUACCGUCUUUACUGUUUUGACGGGUGAAGGGCGGUUCUUUUCUGCUGGUGCUGAUGUUCGAGCCGGUAUCCCUUCUCUACCUGCGGAGGCUACCGCAGCGGAGAAAAAGCUGUUCUUCAUGAACAAAUUCUCAACCAGCGUCGAACUCUUCCGCUCCAUGAUCGACCACAAAAAAGUCUUCGUCCUCGCCAUGAACGGCCCCGCCGUCGGCGGCGGCGCAGCCUGGUUCAACGGCAUCGCAGACAUAGUACUAGCCGCCUCAAACACCUACAUCCAGGUCCCCUUCAGCUCUCUCGGCCUGGUGCCAGAGUACGGGAGUGCCAAUAUCUUUGCGCAAAGCAUGGGUGUCCGUCGCGCGAACGACCUCCUGAUGUUCGGGCGCAAGUGCCCGGUCGAAGAGCUGCAGGCGUGCGGGCUGGUGAACCGCGUCUUCCCCGUAGAUGGGUUUCAGGAGCAUGUUCGGAAGUUCUUGGAGGAGCAGCUCGCGGCGAAUGAUGGGAAGAGUAUGAUGGAGGUGAAGCGGUUGCAGAAUGCGCCGCUUAGGUCGGACCGCUUACUUGCGGUUUAUGAGGCUACGCAUGCGCUGGCGGAGAGGUUCGUCGACGGGACGCCUUACGAGCGGUUUCGGGCUAGGAGGGAGCAGUUGAUUGCUGCGAGUAAGAAAAGGGAGGGGAAACCCAAGGCUUCGCUGUGAGGGCGUUUUUAGUCUUGUUUACCUAUCGGUGUUGCCGUAGGCUGGUACCGAAAUGCAACGCUUUUGUCUUACUCUACGCUAGCAGUUGCUAUAGAUCUGUGUCCAGUCAAUUGUACAUACUUC